AUUUGAACACAAUCUAUACACAUAUUCCUCUUACAAAGUACAAACAAUUUCCCUUUCAUACCAGCCUUCAAUAUGGAGAGUACUACCUCAACAGAUUCUCCACCACCUUCACCAACCCCUGAACUUGAUGAAAACAAUUCAGAAUCCAACCUGCAGACUUCAAAAGACUCUCCAGAUCAUGUUGGCAAAACUAGUACAGAUAUAUUCAGAGAUGUAAUUUUAUGGAAGAGGAAGCGUUAUAGUGCUGUUGCACUAUUAGCAGCUACAGCAAUAUGGCUGGCACUUGAAGUCUAUGGAUUGACCUUCAUAACGCUCUUUUCAUGGAUCACCAUGUUCCUCAUCGCUUUCAUCUUUUUAUGGAGUAACAUACAUAUGCUCUUGGGAAAAGAGCCCCUGGAGAUGUCAAGGAUGUACAUAAGCGAUGAAUCAGUUGUGGAGGCGGGCACCAAAUUUCGUGAAUUGGUUGAGAAAAGCCUAAGGUUUCUGUUUAGCGCGAGUACCGAGAGAGAGUGGUUCGUCUUUGCGGGGACUGUAGCUUCUUUGGGACUGCUUUCAGUUGUGGCCAGCUACUUUGAUCUACUUACGCUCCUCUACAUUGGGAUUGUAGUGGGGCUGACUGUACCAGUGGUAUAUGUGAAAUAUGAAGACAGGAUUAAGGACUUGGGGCAGCGAGUAAGGGUACGAUGUCACACGUAUUACAGCACCGUGACGGAGAGAUGUCACAUUUAUUACAACGCCAUAGCGGAGAGGGUGAAGAAAAUGAAGAGCAAGCUCCAGGACAAGAAAAAGAAAAUAAACGACUAGUGUACAUAUUUUUGGUUCGUGUUUACUUGAUUAUUAGUAGUAAUAAAUUGAUUUUAAGGUUUUUACAAAUGCACCAAGAAAUAGGAUGGAGUACUCGAUUUGCACAUGUAAAUUUGAUAUAUUAAUUACUAAACCAGUAUAAUC
This is a messenger RNA of Solanum dulcamara, 948 nucleotides long. Its product is annotated as reticulon-like protein B13. The record is from RefSeq and is a predicted model, not a curated record. The coding region runs from base 73 to 804 and encodes 243 amino acids. The transcript has 5 exons. NCBI's taxonomy places the organism in Eukaryota, Viridiplantae, Streptophyta, Magnoliopsida, Solanales, Solanaceae.